Vidua chalybeata is the source of this 2816-nucleotide messenger RNA. It is a transcript of the gene DEAF1, whose product is annotated as DEAF1 transcription factor. The record is from RefSeq and is a predicted model, not a curated record. The transcript has 16 exons. Bases 391 to 1881 code for a protein of 496 amino acids. Gene Ontology annotation, biological process: regulation of transcription by RNA polymerase II. Gene Ontology annotation, molecular function: DNA binding; DNA-binding transcription factor activity, RNA polymerase II-specific. Gene Ontology annotation, cellular component: nucleus. Lineage: Eukaryota; Metazoa; Chordata; Aves; Passeriformes; Viduidae.
AUAAGGUCUGCUGAGAGAUCUGUUUUAGGAAGUGCUCCUGUGGCUCCCAGCUUUACGGAGCUGUCGUGUACACUCCUGUUAAAAUCCCAGAAACUUUUUCGCCUCCUGUGCUUGCCAUCCUGCUUCCCUUCUCCACCCUAAUCCAGAGCCAGGGCUUCUCAGGAGGAUUGUCCUCUUCAUCCUUCCCUGACAAGGCUCUGUGCACUCAGCCAGAAAUCCUGCCUAGAGGAAUUCCCAGUUCUGCUGAUGUGAGCACCCUUGGAAGGGCAGAGGCCAGGCAACUGCAGCAGAAGCACAAGAGACAGGGUCAGUGGUUAUAGAACAGGCUCUCAGGUGAUUUAUCGAUGUGCAUCCUGCCCUCCCCACCUCCAAGCUGGGGUCUCCAAGCAGAUGAAGCAGUCAGAAGUCACCACAGUGACAGUAGCCAAUGUGGGGGCCUCUGCAGACAAUGUUUUCACUACAUCUGUGGCCAAUGCAGCUUCAAUUUCAGGACAUGUGUUGUCUGGGAGAACAGCCCUCCAAAUUGGGGACAGCUUGAACCCUGAGAAAGCCACUCUGAUAGUGGUGCACACGGAUGGCAGCAUCGUGGAAACCACCGGGAUCAAGGGGCCUUCAGCACCUCUCACACCAGGACCACAGUCUCCUCCUACCCCUUUGACUACCGUCCAGGGAAAAAGUGGAACCAAGUACAACUGGGACCCGUCAGUGUACGAGAACGAACUCCCGGUGCGGUGCCGGAAUAUCAGUGGCAUUCUGUUCAAGAACAGGCUGGGCUCAGGAGGCCGUGGCAGGUGCAUUAAGCAAGGGGACAACUGGUACAGCCCCACGGAGUUCGAAGCCAUGGCAGGGCGAGCCAGCAGCAAGGACUGGAAGAGGAGCAUCCGCUACGCCGGGCGGCCCCUGCAGUGCCUUAUCCACGAUGGGAUUUUAAAUCCCCACGCUGCCUCGUGUACUUGUGCUGCUUGCUGUGAUGACAUGACACUGAGUGGUCCUAUACGACUCUUUGUGCCAUAUAAAAGGCGGAAAAAAGAAAAUGAAAUACCUGCAACUCCAGUGAAGAAGAAUUGCUCCAAAAACAUCACUCUGCUUCCAGCCACUGCUGCAACUACGUUCACCGUGACUCCCUCUGGACAGAUCACAACCUCCGGGGCGCUGACCUUCGACCGGGCGUCCACCGUGGAGGCCACGGCCAUCAUCUCAGAGAGCCCAGCACAGGGGGAUGUUUUCACUGGAGCCACUGUUCAGGACACCAACGUCCAGCAGCCUUGCCGGGUGUCUCAUCCAGAGCCUCACUAUCCCAGUUACCAGGACAACUGCCAGAUCUCACCUUUCCCUGAGGCUGCACUGCCAACAUCUCAUCCCAAAAUCGUGUUGACCUCUCUGCCUGCCCUGGCAGUGCCCCCUACGACGCCCACCAAAGCCAUGUCGCCAUCAGUGGUGAACGGGCUGGAGGUGACGGAGCAGCGGAGCUGGCUCUACCUGGAGGAGAUGGUCAAUUCCCUGCUCAGCACAGCACAGCAGCUGAAGACUCUGAUUGAGCAGGCCAAGCAGGCCAGCUCCUCCUUCCGUGAGGCUGCUGUCACACAGGCCAAGAUCCAGGCUGAUGUGGAGAGGAAAGAGCAAUACCAGAGCCAGUUAUUCCAACAAACGGAGGAUGUGGAUGGGAAGACAGAAAUCAUCAUCAAGCAAUCCUGUGUCAACUGUGGACGGGAGGCCACCAACGAGUGCACAGGAUGCCACAAAGUCAACUACUGCUCCACGUUCUGCCAGCGGAAGGACUGGAAGGACCACCAGCACAUCUGUGGCCAGUCAGCCACAGUGACAGUGCAAGGGGAUGAGGUGCACGUCCCGGACAAUGUCAUGGAGAAGGUCACCGUGUGAGCGCUCUACCUCUGCAGCCGUUCAUGGACACGCGGGGCCGGCUGGAUCGGCGACCGGUGGGAACGGUCUGUCCUGUGCCAACAGCACUUUUCUCACUAGCAGACUCAUUUUUCAUUGAUUUUUUGAUACUGUGACAGCACUUGUCUAUUCCCAAUCCCCUUCCAAAGCUUUGGAUAAUACAGACUGUGAAAACCUCAUCUGGAACCUUCUCCCUUCCAUCCCAGCCCCAACUGGCUUUGGGAGGCUUUGCCUUUGCCUGACUGGAUCCUCCACCAUGUGGAUUACAGCAGUCUCCUCAUCUCUCUUGAGGUGGAUCUGAAGCAGGAGAUCUGCCAGUGCUUCCUCCUACUGGGGCCUCCCUACCUCUCAUUAGAGAAGAGAAACAAAUCUUUGGUUUUGUUUAUUUAAUUGCCUUGACAAAGUUGGUACAAGUUCUUAGUUUGGCAUUGAAAGGAUUUUUGGGUUUCCAGUGUUCCCUCUGUGCUGGGCAAAUCUGGAACACAUUGGAGCUUCUGCACUUAAAUAUAGUUGAAAAAUAACAUGUUGUUAAAUAAAAUGCGAUGAAAGCACAAGUGUGCCCAGUGGUUCCCCUUAAUUACCAGGGCAGCACUUUGCAGUACAGGUAACUGCUCAGGUGAAUGCACCAACAGCUGCAUGUGUGUCUGUACUCCCUGUCUACCUGGGAGGUGUUUUCUGGUCCAGCGUGCCUGGAAUAUCACUCAUAGCAUCAAGCUGGCCAGAAUCAGAUGGGAUCAAGUCCAAGGUGAGCACACGUGGAUAUGGGGCUGUCCUGUCCCUGCCCUGUAGGAACUGCUAAUUAGAGAUGUGCUGACCAUUAGGGAGUUACUUGCUUUACUCACUACAAAAAAUAAUUUUAAUUAUUAAUCUACUAUUUUAAUAGUUAAUUAAAUCCUUUAUUUGUUAAUUAAGUUAAA